AUGGAUUCCAAGAUAAUUCUUUUGGUGGUCAGUAUUACGUCUGUUGCCAUAGUGGUCAAAGGCAAAGCAGUUUUGCAGGUUAACACCAACCCAGGACUUAUAUUUCAAAACGCUGAGCCAAAUGAGCCCGUUCUUUCAAUAAGCGCUUUUGAUGACGUCACUGACGCUCCAUUAUCAGGCGUCGCUCUGACGUCAAUUCCCGAUGCCGAGUAUUUUAAGCUGGAACAACAUCAACGCUUCCCAAAAGAGCAUGCGCUGAAAGUGAAAAAGAAAAUCGAUAAACCUGUUGGUUACGUGUUUCAAUUUAACGUUUAUUACGGUGCCUAUACCGAUCAGCUGAUCAAAAUCAACGUCACUGAGAGAAACCAGUAUGCGCCUAAAUUUGACAAAAGCGUGUAUACGUUUUUGGCGUUACGUAACGGAUACGAGGAAAAUUUAACUGAAAUUGGUUCCGUUCACGCUACUGACGCCGACCGUGAGGCAUAUAAUAAGAAGUUUCAUUAUCACAUUUUGGAUCCUAUGGCGUCGCAAUAUUUCCACGUUGACCUUGAAACGGGAACGCUUGAUCUUAUUGAUGUUUUACCGUCGGGACGUAACAACUAUACGUUCAACGUAACGGCGAUUGACGGUGGCUCGCCUCAGCAGCUAAACUCUGUGCGGAUUAUUGCGAGGGUCACCGAUCUAAAACCACCGGAUAUCUUCUGCGUCGCCGUGGACGAGGAUUCGGCACGAGUCUGCUGGAAAGACCCAACUAACGGAAGUUACGUCAUGAAAUACGAGCUGACACUGCAAAUGGACAAUGAUGACGUCAACACGACUGACGUCAGAGUUGACGGCGUGCAGGACGAGACGUGCACGAUCAUACCUGGUGAGCAGUUGGGGCGUAACUAUACCUUUAACGUGAGGGUGCUUAACGCGCUUGAGUGGAGUCCCCAGAGUUUGCAGCGGAAAGUCCGUAUUGCGAAGAAAGGUCGUUAUGGUGACUGUCCGCUGUUCAGCGACUGUAGCAUCCUUACCCCAUGCGCUAACGAGGGUAAUUGUCUCGUGGAGAAUGACGCGAGUUACACGUGCAACUGUACACGUGGAUUUGGAGGGGACAACUGCACGGACGUUGAUCUGUGCACCACUGACCCGUGUAAAAACGGGGGUGUAUGUACAUUCACGGGGGAUAAGAAUUAUACGUGCGACUGUCCGCCAACCUUCUUCGGAGCUCAAUGCGAGAAAGUGUCCCCAUGUGUUAAAAAUCCGUGCGGGGCGGGGUUUUGCUCACUGGCGGGAGAUGGUCAUAUAUGUGACUGCCCGGACGGGACAUCCAGACUUAACUGCGACGAAGCGCACUGUCCGAGCGACGACCACUUUUACGACCGCACGGGCCGCUACCACUUCCCGGAGACCAUAUCCGGCGACCUCGCGCGCGUCUACUGUCGCCAUGGCGCGAAAAGCGUCCUGAGUUUUGGGUACGCCAUCCGGAGGUGUUCAGUAAGCCGUGACGGGGUACCGCACUGGGAGGAACCGGAAACGUCCGAAUGCGUGGAGCUUGACUCCAGCGCCGUCAGCCAGAACCUUAGGAACCUUGCGUCCAUGACGAAGGACGCUUCCGGGCUGAGGUCCGAGGAGAUUGCCAAUAUCACCACCAUGCUAGAAGAGUACUUCUUCUUCUCGUUCGAUGACAGAGAGAUUGCAACAGAGAUGACAGAAGUUAUUGGCAACCUACAGGACGCCAACGAAAGCGUCAUCAUAGAGAGCAACUCUCGCAACCAUUCUAGUGACAGGCUUCUCUGGUUGCUGAAUGAAUAUGUUUCACACGUGAAGACUGAUACUGACGUUUCCAUAGAAACCGAAAACAUUAAUCUCAAGGUUGUUGAUCACACGAGGACAGACGAGGCCUUCAUCUACCAGCCAAAACUAACGGAGAAAGAAUACACUAUUCCCAGUGGAAUCAGUUUAAAAUUACCACCAGAAGCUCUUACGUCAUCAAAUUCUGCGGGCAAUCCCAGAAUUCAACUGAUGACGUUUCGAUCGUCAUCUUUCUUCAUUCCAACGGAAGACAUUCCGCCGCAAGAAAUAGUUCUUAAACAAAGAGUGGUGUCAGCUGUCAUCAAGGGAAGGAGCAUUAAGAAUCUGACCAGCCCUGUUGAAAUAAAAAUUCAGAAUAUUGAGAAUGCGGCAAACCAUACAUGUGUUUUCUGGGAUGAUGAAACGCGAACGUGGUCUAACGAUGGAAUGGUGACACACGACCAACAGAAUAACAAGACAACUUGCUACUCGACACAUCUGACCAGUUUUGCCGUGCUCUUGGAUCCUUCGCCCGAUUACUCCCUCGGCGAUGAUCACGAGCAGAUUUUGACUUACAUUUCGUACAUCGGCUGUGGAAUCUCGAUCCUAGGGUUAACGUUGACGAUUAUCACGUACUCCCUUUUCCGGCCGCGUUCAAGUUCAUCUAGCUGUAUUAAUAGAGAAAAGUCUGGCAAAAUUCUGAUGAACCUUUGUGCAUCAAUGCUCAUCCUGAACGUCGUCUUCGUCAUCGGAUCCGAGACCUCAUUGGCCAUUUCUGGUGACGGAAUGUGUAAAGCGGUGGCCAUUUUACUGCACUACUUUCUUCUAACUACGCUGGCUUGGAUGAUGGUGGAAGCGGUGAAUAUGUACCAAGCCCUUAUCACCGUGUUUGCCAAGUACUCCGGCUUCUUCAUGCUGAAGAGAUGCAUCUGCGCAUGGGGUGUACCUGCGCUUAUAGUAAUAAUUACGAUAUCCAUCGACAUCAACAACUACAAAACUACGACUCAACUAUGCUUUUUGUCGCAAGGAAAUGCGGUCGCAUUUUAUGCUGCCCUGCUUGGACCAGCUUGCCUCGUCCUUCUCAUCAACUUCGCCGUGUUUAUCAUGGUCUCUCGCGUGAUCUUGCGUCCCCGCUUCAAAGGAGGCCAAGUCGUGAGCAAUAGCGACUCGUUAAAUCCCGCGCAAAUUCGCGGUGCUUUCACCGUAAUGACGUUGCUUGGAAUCACGUGGGUCUUUGGACCGUUUGCCAUCAAAGAGGCCAAAAUCGUCGUAAACUACGUGUUUACCAUUCUGAAUUCACUCCAAGGGUUUUUAAUUUUUGUGUUCCGAUGUUGUUUCAAUCCCGAAGUGAGAAUGUCGUGGUUAUUGCUAAUAAAAACGGGUAAAUUCAAGCGGAGAAAGGGUCCGAUCUCUGCUUACACUUCCGAUACUUCAUCCAAAGGCGACAGCAAACUAAACGGUAGUUAUGCUGAGACCGUAAAAUCGAACAUGUAUAACAGCUAUGGAAAACCAAGGCAUAUGUUAAACAAUGAUAAAAAUCUGGAUAAAAAUACAAACAACCAUUCGAAGGCGUCCAAAGACCUUCAUUCAUAUUUUAAUGACAGUAAGCAUCGCAAAGGAAGUGAUGGGCGCAAGUCUAGCUCCUCGUCAGACAAUGGGAGAUUGUAUAGUAGAAAUGGUGAGCAUCACAUGACAACGGAAAGGAAUGGUAAAAAUGGUGAGCAUCACAUGACCACGGAAAGAAAUGGUCAUCGAAAUGGUCAGCAAGACCAUGGUCAAGACAGAAAUUGUGUGACCACCAUAUAUACUGGUCGUUUCAGCGAAGCAAAGCGCAGUUCAGGAUUUAUGCCUUGUACAGAUGAGUUUACCCGUCUCUAAAUGUUAUCCUUAGAUAUAUUAUUAAACACUAGUUGUACGGGUACGUGUUCGUGUAGACUACUUUUUGUGUACUACGUCAUCAUGGUAUGUGUGCGUUCGUGUAGCUACCCGAACAAGUUUAAGUACACAAAGUGCUUCGCAAACAUUUCUAUUUUGUCGGUGUAUUGGUGUGUUUUAUUCAUGAACUUGUCCCUCAUACUGACCUUUACAUUCUAAAAUAUAUAAUAUAUUUUGUCAUAUUUAACUAAGAUACCAAAGAUUGUAUAGCAGUUUAUGCUUGUUUUGUAUGGGAUCGUUAAUGUUGAUUUGGUUUGCAAUGAAGUGUUAUGUCUUGUUAAUUUUUAAUAAACUUUGGAUUCUAGUCUCAUCAGCUUUAGAUAUUGUGUUAAUUCUACCAAUACGCUUAAGGUGUUUUUCAUAUCUAAGAAUUAGCUUUAUGUAUUGUUUUAUAUCUAACAAUCAGCGUAAGGUAUUGUUUUAUAUAAUUAUUCGAAUCAGUUGAAUGUAUUGUUUUAUAUCAAACAAUCAGCACAAAGUUGUUUUUUAUCUAACAAUCAGCUGUAUGUAUUGUUUUAUAUAUCACAAUCAGCUUUAGUUUUUUUGUAUAUUCGAAUCAG
Messenger RNA from Mya arenaria, 4271 nucleotides. RefSeq names its product adhesion G protein-coupled receptor L4-like. Gene Ontology annotation, cellular component: membrane. The coding region runs from base 1 to 3654 and encodes 1217 amino acids. The transcript has 17 exons. Gene Ontology annotation, molecular function: calcium ion binding; protein binding; G protein-coupled receptor activity. The record is from RefSeq and is a predicted model, not a curated record. NCBI's taxonomy places the organism in Eukaryota, Metazoa, Mollusca, Bivalvia, Myida, Myidae. Gene Ontology annotation, biological process: homophilic cell-cell adhesion; cell surface receptor signaling pathway; G protein-coupled receptor signaling pathway.